AUGUACCUUGGGGAUGCAGAGGUAUUCCGUACAUCGACAGCUGAACCAACUACAAAUGGGAUUGUCUGGACAUACAUUAAGGAGAUGUCUCAGUACAAUGCACUGUGGAAAGAACGACAAAAGCUAAUCUUUGAUUUGGGUAAUCUGAUAUCCGACGUCUACACAGGCAGUUUCAAUGCCACACUUACUGCCGUCUUCUCUCAACGGGGCACUACUAUUAGAACAGCAGACAUGAUUCUACCGAUAUCAGCGCGGAAAUCAGCGUCUAAUGCAUCGAGUGCAUUCAUUGUGCCUUCAGACAAUGCAGAGAUAGCCUACCAGUUCCCCUCCAACGCCGCCCGUGCCAUUGUGUCAGUUUCUGCAUGUGGACAGUCCACAGAGGAGUUCUGGUGGUCUAACGUGUUCUCGCCCGACACAGAAUCAUUCGUCAACACGGUUGGCGAACUCUACGGGUAUUCACCCUUUCGUGAAAUCCAGCUCUAUAUCGACGGUGUGCUUGCUGGGGUCAUCUGGCCUUUCCCAAUUAUCUUCACAGGGGGCGUCGCGCCCGGCUUCUGGCGUCCAAUAGUUGGAAUUGAUGCUUUUGACCUGCGACAGCCCGAGAUAGACAUCUCGCCAUUUCUUCCUCUUCUGACUGAUGGGCGCGAACAUUCUUUUGAAAUAAAGAUCGUGGGCUUGGAAAUCCAAGCGAAUGGGACUGCCAGACUUUCUGAUUCUGUCGGCUCUUACUGGGUGGUCACGGGAAACAUCUUUUUGUACCUGGAGGAGGAUGCACCGUAUUCAAAAACUGAUCAAUCUCAGAAGGAGCCUAAAAUAAUCUCUCCGACACCAAAGUUUACGAUUACGCGAUUUGUCACCAAAGAUGAGAAAGGCGUUAACGAUACACUCUCGUACUCUGUUGUUGCUGAAAGGACUCUCAGUAUUACCUCGACCCAAUUCACCUGGCAUCAGUCCUUGAAGUACUCCAAUUCAGGUCUGCUGAACCAGAACGGAUUGAGCCAAGCGAAUCACCAACUCACGUCCGGGAAUAUAUUAGCUGCAAAAAUUGGAGUCAAUGGGACUACUGAGGAUCUGACCUUCGAAUAUCCUCUAUUUGUCAACACAACAUAUGGCAUCACUGACACUGAGCUCACCAUAAAAGCCCAUAUGAAUAGAGGUCUUGAUAUAGCGGCGACAGGAGUUACUGGUAUCUCUACCUAUACCCUGACUUCGGGGCCAUUGCGGUUGCACACUAGACAAUGGGGCAGCGCAUUCUACCAUUCAGUCACAGGUGGCGGGUCGACAUCCGCUGGAGAUACAACUGAUGUUUUCGAGAGCAUUGCUGAACAAUCGUAUCACAGAACCGUCCGCGCUAUCAAUGGAAGUGUUGUCUCUGAUACAGAUGUCCGGCCACAGACUGCUUCAUUUCAAGCAAUUCAGGGUAUUCUGUCAUCAUCAGGCAGAGACAGCGUGAGAAGCAUCAUCGGAAGAGGGCCUGGAGGCGAGAACUAA
Molecule: messenger RNA, 1491 nt
Organism: Aspergillus pseudoviridinutans
Lineage: Eukaryota; Fungi; Ascomycota; Eurotiomycetes; Eurotiales; Aspergillaceae
Exons: 1
Coding region: 1-1491 (496 amino acids)
Source: RefSeq, a predicted model, not a curated record